Molecule: messenger RNA, 1341 nt
Organism: Lolium rigidum
Lineage: Eukaryota; Viridiplantae; Streptophyta; Magnoliopsida; Poales; Poaceae
Exons: 2
Coding region: 1-1341 (446 amino acids)
Molecular function (GO): protein binding
Source: RefSeq, a predicted model, not a curated record
AUGGAAGAGCAUGGCGACCAGACGCAGCUGCUGCCUGACGACGUGCUCGCGGUCGUCCUCGCCCGCCUCGCUCCGCGCGACCUCGCCACGUCCCGGUGCGUCUGCAAGCCCUGGCGGGACACCAUCGACGCUCGCCGCAUCCUUCGCGCCGACCUCCUCCCGCACUCGCUGGCCGGCUUCUUCAUCAACUUCAACGACCUCAGGUACUCAGAGUUCUUCUCCCGCCCAUCAUCACCCUCUCCGUCCGAGGGGCCCGGGAUCCAAGAGAAAGAGCUCAUCUACCUCACCAUGCAAGCUCACUGCAACGGCCUUCUCCUGGUCCGCGACACGGUGGCAAACCCGGCCACGGGGUGGAGGGCACCUUUGCCGCCGCCGCCGCCCAAAACACCGGGGAUGGAGUGCUUCAUCUAUGACGCCUACCUUGCAUAUGAUCCUACGCUGUCGCCUCACUAUCAAGUCCUUCUCCUACCUCGUGUUCCCUACAUCGAGCUUGACAUAGAACCGGACGAGUACCCGUUGAACAUGGUUGACCCGGCAAUGUUUGAAUUGGAAUGGCCGCCAUCAUCGUGUGUGCUGCGUGUCUUCUCAUCGUUCACCAAGCGAUGGGAGGAAAAAGCUUUCUCUCGGGUAGGAGAGGCUGCAGGAACCGUUCUUGAAUUGGGGAUAGCAGAUAUAGGGAAUGAUUCCACCGCCGUCUACUGGCAUGGCGCACUCUAUGUGCGAUGCCAAAAAGGUUUUGUUAUGAGGUUAUCGUUAUCAAGCAACACAAUCCAAGUAAUUAAACCACCUGGAGAUCUUGAACCCGAGAGCUGCGAAAUUAUGCAUCACCUCGGAAAAUCUAGAAAGGGUGUGUAUUACGCAUCAAUUAAAGAUUCAUACCGACUUCAGGUAUGGGUUCUCAACGAAUCAUGCGCUUAUACUAAGUGGGAGUUGGAGCAUGAUAGGCACUUCAAUCUACUGCUAAACGACGGCCAACAAGUUUAUGGGCCCUGGAUCUUGCAAGAUGUUAACUACAACAACGAAGAGUAUAUCAAUGUUAACGGUGACGAUGGCACCACGGUAGUAGAAGGCAAUUUCAGAUGGGACUCUGAUGAUGAUGAGGAGGAGGGGGACGCAAAAGAUUUGGUGGACAAAUUCAACGGUGGAAUUUCAAUCCUUGGAUUUCAUCCUUUCAAAGAAAUUGUCUUCCUUAGUGCAGAUUUGAGUAGAGGACUGGCAUAUCAUUUAAAUACCUCCAAGAUUCAACACCUUGGUAACUUAUGCCCAAAGCAUUACCACGGGAUUACUCGACAUGGAUUUAUCAGAGCAUCUUUUCCUUAUACGCCUUGUUGGAUGGAAUAG